Messenger RNA from Oncorhynchus tshawytscha (Chinook salmon), 3936 nucleotides. RefSeq names its product forkhead box protein O3-like. The transcript has 3 exons. Bases 1068 to 3077 code for a protein of 669 amino acids. NCBI's taxonomy places the organism in Eukaryota, Metazoa, Chordata, Actinopteri, Salmoniformes, Salmonidae. The record is from RefSeq and is a predicted model, not a curated record. Gene Ontology annotation, cellular component: nucleus; mitochondrial matrix. Gene Ontology annotation, molecular function: RNA polymerase II cis-regulatory region sequence-specific DNA binding; DNA-binding transcription factor activity, RNA polymerase II-specific. Gene Ontology annotation, biological process: regulation of transcription by RNA polymerase II.
GGGUGGCCUUUACAGUGGUAACGUUAGUCUUAUCUAGCCACCACUAUUGCUGCUGUUGCUGUAUAACUUUGAGCUUGUUGAGGGCUGUCACAUGACGGAAUGUGCUAAAUAGAUAGAAAUGUGUGUAGCAGAAGAGAUCGGGCCUACUGUAACCGCGAGUAUGAUGUGGCGUUUCGUUUUCCAUACCAACUGAGCUGCGUUCGUCAGUAAAGGCGACUUUUUGAGAAACGGAGAUAGCAUUCGAAUUUCCGUUCCUUUUCGUUUUUCGAUCCACACUGACAACAAUACGCAGCGUUCCUGUAUCCAGUCUCAUUUUAAAAGGGACUUGAGAGUGAAAGGGAAUUUGGCAAGAUGGCAGCAAUGACAGGAGGGAUAGGACUAUGCAGGAAUUAAUCGCUUCCAUCACCCUAGCGCGCAGUGACUGUACGCUUUUAUCCGUGGCGGACAGCUUCAGUGUGAUGACGUUUGACCAGGUUCUCCGUGGCUAUUGACGAGGAGGUUCAAAUUGGUGUAUUCACUUGCCUUGCAUCAAUGCGGGAUUUGAUCUUGAACGCGCAAGGUAGGAAUGUGCAAUCCGCUCAUUGAUGAACGAACUCGCGCUACACAGUAGAUUACUCGUGAACGAACUGUAGUCAUUGUACUGUUGUUAUCAACAUUGCUCCAGGCGAGGAGAAAUACGACGAAUAUGCAGGCGAGGAGAAAUACGACGAAUAUGCAGCAACCCGUUUUGAACUGUUGCGGUUGUCAAAUGUAAAGUCGCUGUGGCUUGCAUAUGGAGCCAGGGAGAAUAGUCAUCGUUUAAUAGUUAUGGUGCUAAGACUUUUAUAAUGGUCCACGAGUAAUACGAUUAAAAUAUAUCCCGAUCAGCAUAGCGGUGCUUUUUUUUGCUCUACUAGAGGAUUUUCUCAAUUCACGCGAAGUUGAUAGUGACCCUUGGGCACUGCUGGUCUGGAAUAGCAACAAAGGCGGGGGCGCGCAUUCAUGGAAUGCGAAUUUGACAACUCUCCACUACUUAUCUACUGACCUUAUCAGCGGGCAGCAGGGACGUGCAAGUGACUGAAGGAGAGAUGGCCGAGGUUCCAGCCCCCAGCAUUCACACUGAGUUGGACGUGGCCAUAGACCCAGACUUCGAGCCACAAAAACGGCCACGAUCGUGCACAUGGCCGUUGCCCCGACCCGAGUCCAAUUCUGGCAAACCAGAGAGCAACGACACUGACAUUAUACCUGAGGAAGACGAUGAUGAAGAGGAACAACAUGCCACUUCCAUGGCCAUCAACCUCAAUGGCACCAGCUCCAGCCUGGGAGCAGACGACCAGAACAGCAACAGCCCUACUGCCGAAGGACUGCUGUCCAGACAGGAAAAUGGAGGCUCCCCGCUCCCCUCCCAGUCCCCCACGGCCACUUCUGGCACAGUCAGCACCAGCAGCCCGGGGGCGCAGACUGCACGGAAGUCCUCGUCGCGCAGAAACGCGUGGGGGAAUCUCUCAUAUGCUGACCUGAUAACCAAAGCCAUAAGCAGCACGCCAGACAAGAGAUUGACUCUGUCUCAGAUUUAUGAGUGGAUGGUGAGAUGUGUGCCGUACUUCAAAGACAAAGGUGACAGUAACAGCUCAGCUGGGUGGAAGAACUCCAUCCGGCACAACCUCUCCCUCCACAGUCGUUUCAUCCGUGUCCAGAACGAGGGAACGGGAAAGAGUUCCUGGUGGAUGAUAAACCCGGAGGGAGGAAAAGGUGGGAAGGCCCCCCGGCGCCGUGCUGUCUCCAUGGACAACAGCAACAAGUACACCAAGUCUGCCCGCGGCCGCGCAGCCAAGAAGAAGGCGGCCCUCCAGGCAGUGGCGGCAGGCGAGGGGGGCGGAGACAGCCCCUCAGGGCUUUCCAAGUGGCCGGGCAGCCCCACAUCACGGAGCAGUGAGGACCUGGAUGCCUGGACAGACUUCCGCUCACGCACCAACUCCAACGCCAGCACGCUGAGUGGGCGCCUCUCGCCCAUCCUGGCCAACCCAGAGCUGGACGAGGUGCCGGACGAUGAACCGCCGCUGUCGCCCAUGCUAUACUCCAGCCCUGGCAGGGUGCUGUCGCCCGGGAACGCCCCCACACCCAAUGGGAAGGCAGUACCCGCAGAGCUGCCUCGCUUGGCAGACCUGGCAGGAACCAUGAACCUGAACGACGGGCUGGCGGAUGACCUGAUGGAUGAGCUGCUGGAUAACAUUACUCUGGCCCCCAACCCAACCGGACCGACCACCCAGAGAGGAUCCACUGGGUUCAGCUUUGGCUCCAAGCCUGCUGGGCUGGGCUCCACCUCCUCAGCCGCCUCUCCCUCCGCUGCAUCCCCCUCUAAUGGUGCAAGCAGCGGCGGCUACAAUAAUUCCAUCUUCGGGCCCCUCGCAGCGGGUUCCUCCCUGCGGCCCGCCCCCAUGCAGACCAUCCAGGAGAAUAAGCAGACGUCCUUCUCCUGCAUCUCCCGCUUUGGCAGCCAGACCUUGCAGGACCUGCUCAACUCAGAGGGCCACAGCCACAGCGAUGUCAUGAUGACCCAGUCCGAUCCGCUGAUGUCACAGGCCAGCGCCGCCGCCGUCAUCUCCCAGAACUCCCGGCGAGGCCUCAUGCUCUGCAGCGACCCCAUGAUGUCCUUUGGGACCCCGGUUGCUGGACAGGGAGGGCAGGGAGGUCUCUUGCACCCUCUCAACCACAACCAGGGCUCCCUCAGGACCCUGAACGGGGGUCUGAGCCUGAACAACGAGGCCAACGCCAAGCAGCAGCUCCUGCACUCUCCACUGAGACUUGGAUCCAACGGAUCCUCUAUGAUGCAGAUUGAUUCGUCUCUCUUCCUGAACGGGAGCGCUGGUGGCAGUGGUGGGAUCUGCUCGCUAGGCCCCGACCGCUUUCCCACUGACCUGGACUUGGACAUGUUUAAUGGGAGCCUGGAGUGUGACAUGGAGUCCAUCAUCAGAAAUGAGCUGAUGGACGCAGAUGGCCUGGACUUUAACUUUGAGUCUCUGGCCAACCUGAACGGAGCCAACCUUGGCAGCUUCACCAGCACCAAGCAGGGACCUCAGAACUGGGUCCCUGGCUGAGAGGGAGGACUCGCUCUGGAGGUGGCGGAGCAGGUCCCAACUGUAAAGCAUGAGAAGAUCAGACACAAAAUGUCCUUUUUGCCAAACCUGCCAUCAGCACAACGUGGAAUAAAAACCCUCUGUUUACACAAGACCUCCUCUAGAGAAACCUACCUUUGCUCCCACUCUGACCAACCAUGAAUGAUUUCAAAGACACAGACUCACAAGACGCUACUGUCAGUUACUCAAAGCCUUCUGCAAAACAAACAAAUAAAAAAUAAACUAUGUGAAAUCUUCACAACAAGCUCAUCUCAGAAUUAUGCAAUCUUCCUUUGAGAAAAUACCAGUUGGGACAAAAUUAAUUGGAAAGAUUUCAGAGAGAGAGAUAGAGACACUUUUGUUUAUUUGAAGGGAUCUUGGGAUGGGAAAACAGGAAAUGUGGCAAGCAAGGUUGUAAUGUACAGUGAAGUAAUUCCUGUUUGAAAGAUGAAAAAAAAAGUAAUGUUGUGUGAAAUCUAAUACAGUGGUUUCUGGGGUGAGUUACCUUGAACAUCUUCCCUCUGUUUUCACUCAGUGAUUUUAAAUAUUUAAUUUUUGUUUUAAAUUCCUGUUUAUCAUCAUCACUGUAUCUGCACCACACCUGUUUGUAUAAAAAAGUAUUGAUUCAAUUGAAGGAAGGAGACAAUAUCUGCAUUUAAAAUGGCGACAACACACACAUGGUACACACACACACACCUCCCAAAAUGACAAGACUCCAUAGCCCCUUAGGAGCGAUGAUGACAUAAACAUAACGCCAUGCACUUCAGGUUUUGUUGUUUUACAUGAGUUUGAUUGAUUAGUUCCAUUUUUUAAAUUACUUAUAAUAAAAAUAAUGAUGAUG